Messenger RNA from Chara braunii, 842 nucleotides. Lineage: Eukaryota; Viridiplantae; Streptophyta; Charophyceae; Charales; Characeae. The record is from the annotation of a GenBank genome assembly.
UGCUACGCACCUACCCGUAGCAUGCUACCGGUCCCGUACGUACGACCUGCUACCGGUCCCACAAACCUGCCUACUCAUGUGUCUGGCCUCGGACGGGAGAGGAGAGAUUAGGAGGACCUUGAGUCGGGACGACAUGAAUGAUGAGAGAGAGAGAGACUGUGUGAAGAACCGAGUCCUUGCGGACGACCAGGUGACUGGAUGAUGCGGAUGUGAAGGAAGAAAGGGAGAAAGGAGCAAGGAGGGAGGGAGCAGGGGAGGAAGGAGGGGAGAAAGAGAGGACAGGAUGGGUUGCCUGCCGGCGUCGGGAGGUGUAGGGUGGUUGGUUUUCAUCGGAAUCGUGUGGGGUGCGACCAAUCCGCUGAUCAAACGCGGAGCUAGGAUAUCGGAGGAACGACAGGCACGAAGAAGACAAAAGCAACUACAGCGAACGACCGGUAGUAGCAGCUCGACGACCGGUAGCCGCUGGCAGGAGGAGAAGAAGGAGGACGAUGAGCAGGAGGAGAGCGUAGAGAAGAGGAGGAGGGAGGAGGGUGAAGAGAGCAAAAGAGAGGGGAAGGAGAAGAAGAAGCAUACAGAAGACAAGACAGAGGAAGGGAAGAAGGGCGUUGUCUCGACUUUUGUCGGCUUCUGGGCUAAUCUGUUGUGUCAGUGGGAGUACUUGGUUCCAUUUGCGCUCAAUUUAUCGGGCUCUGUCUUCUUCUUCGCCGCGCUGGGAAACCACGUUUGUGUGCUUUAUGGCGUGCAUCAGCGCUGCUACUGAACUGGUCUGGGGCCUCCUUGUGCCCUUGCACAGAACUUCAAAUCUGUUUGGCACAGUGGUGGUUGUAAUCAGAAACAACGUC